Messenger RNA from Striga asiatica, 2355 nucleotides. NCBI's taxonomy places the organism in Eukaryota, Viridiplantae, Streptophyta, Magnoliopsida, Lamiales, Orobanchaceae. The record is from the annotation of a GenBank genome assembly.
CCUCUCUCUCUCUCUCUCUCUCAACCCCUUCCUCGGUUCCUCCCUUCAUAAAACACAGGCAGAUACAAAUAUAUUAAUAAAAUCGCUUUGGGUUAUGCAAACCCACGUUAAAGGACCUAUUUUUUAUGGAUUUAUUACACUCUCCUUGGUAAAGGGAAAAUGGGCUCUUGGUGCUAAUGUGGGCUUAAUCUUUUGCUAUUGAAAGCGAACAUUAGCUAUGGAGGCUUCUUCUAUGGAGGUGCUAUUUGAUCCAUCAAAGUGCAGCAAGUUAAGCAUAGAUCAAAAGAGAGAACUUGUUUAUGAACUCUCAAAUUGGUCAGAUGGGGCUAUCGAAAUUCUUCACACUUGGAGCCGUCAUGAUAUACUGCAGAUCCUCUGUUCCGAGCUCGGUAAAGAACGCAAGUACACGGGCUUAAACAAGACGAAAAUAAUCGAACAACUUCUCAAAAUCAUCAACGAAAAGAAACCACACGAUCAAGUGCUAAAGAAAUCCGAAGAACCCUCAGAAAACGAUGAGAGAACUUCCAAAAGGCUAAAGAAAUCCGAACAACCCUCUACUGAUGUGCGCCCGGAUAACAAUAACAAUAACAAUAACAUCAUUGUGUAUUGCAAAAAUUCAGCUUGCAGGGCUAAAAUGAGCCGUGAGGACCCCUUUUGCAAGAGGUGUUCUUGCUGCAUUUGUUACAAGUAUGACGAUAACAAGGACCCGAGCCUCUGGUUGGUUUGCAACUCAGAUUCUCCUUUUUGUGGUGCGUCUUGUGGAUUAUCGUGCCAUCUCGAGUGUGCCUUGCGGCACAAGAAUUCCAAGAUUGGCAAGGAUAAGCAGGAUAAUGAGUCAUCACUUGAUGGGAGCUUCUGUUGUGUGUCUUGUGGGAAAGUGAAUGAUUUGCUUGGUUCUUGGAGGAAGCAAUUGGUUGUGGCCAAAGACACGAGGAGGGUCGACAUAUUGUGCUAUAGGCUUUCAUUAGCCCAAAAGAUUCUUGCUGGUACUAAACUCUACCAGAAUCUGUGUGGAGGCAUUGAUGAAGGAGUGAGAAAGCUCGAAAAUGAAGUGGGCCCUCUAACUGGCCUGCCUGUGAAGAUGGCCCGUGGUAUCGUGAACAGGCUCUCGUCGGGCCCUGAAAUUCAGAGACUAUGUGAUGCCUCUGUGAAGUCUCUCGACUCGAUGCUUUCUGAAAGAUCAUCUGAAAUUCCUUCUGAUUGCUCUGCAGUCGCCUCGAAACUCGUCAGAAUCGAAGUUAUAAACAACUCAUCAGUCCGAAUUAUCCUGAAUUCAGAUGAUUCCAACACGAGAAGAAGCGCAGCAGAUGGUUACAUGUUAUGGCUCCGAAAACUAGACGACACAAAUUACCCCACACAGCCCACUUGCAGAAUAUACGCACCCAACGCAAAGUAUUUCCUUCCCAAUCUAAUUCCUAACACAGACUAUUUUCUCAAAGUUGUCAUCCUCGAAAAGGAUCGAGAAUCCGGGUCAUUCGAGAUUCAGUUCAGAACAGGAGAUCUUCCAGAAAUCGAGGCUCAAAACCUAAACAACUCCAAUUGUUCGGAAGCUAACUGCAGCAGCCUCUCGAAUCCUUCCUCGGUCGAUGAGACGAACAACAAUAACGAUAAAACCAGUGAAGAACUAAAUCUUUUCCUUGAUAAGCCAAAAAACGAUGGUAAUUCGCCUGUGGCUGAUGGCUCGGAGAAAGUGAAAAAGGAAAAUUUAAAAAAAAGUGGACGUGAAAAAAGUGACAAGGAUUCAGACGAGCCUCAAGCUGGUAGCUCGUCUAAAAAAAGAGAGAAAAAUCGAGAUGGGGAGUGCAGCAAUAAGGAUUUGGAGUACUGUGUGCAAGUUAUUCGGCGUUUGGAGUGUGAGGGUUAUAUCGAGAGUGGUUUCAGGCAACAGUUUUUGACGUGGUACAGUUUAAGGGCGAGCUCACGGGAGGUUGGGGUGGUGAGAGUUUUUGUGGACACGUUUAUCGAGGAUCUCGAGUCGCUUGCAGGCCAGCUCGUGGAUGCGUUCUCGGAGGUUGUUUCGGGCAAGAGGUGCUCGACUGUGCCGGAGGGUUUUUGUCUGAAGCUGUGGCAUUGACUUUGACUUUUGUGUGGUCUGUCUGGUGAUGGGUUGCAUUGCAUGGCUUUGAUUUAUUCAUUGGAUUUUUAGGAAAUUGUUGAUUAUUAUUUGUUAGGGGUAGAGUUUAUUUCUUGAGUUUUAUGUCAUAUGAAUAUGAUAUUUUUUUUUUAAAAUGGAUUUCUUGAGUUUUAUCUACACAUAUUGCUGGUACAAAUGAACUUGAACUAGUCUUGAAGUGAAAAUAGAACAGGUUUUUAUGUCAUGCUUUUUGCUCAUGAACUGUACAAGUCUAAGUUCAC